Trichophyton benhamiae CBS 112371 is the source of this 1575-nucleotide messenger RNA. RefSeq lists its product as uncharacterized. NCBI's taxonomy places the organism in Eukaryota, Fungi, Ascomycota, Eurotiomycetes, Onygenales, Arthrodermataceae. Bases 1 to 1575 code for a protein of 524 amino acids. The record is from RefSeq and is a predicted model, not a curated record. The transcript is spliced from 2 exons.
AUGGAUGUGCUUAAGAGCCCCGAGUUCGCGGAGUUUGUGAAAAAUACCAUAGACCGGUACCAUGUACCAGGCGUGGCCAUCGCCGUCGUACAGGGCGAGCACAUCGAGUCCGCAGGCUUUGGAAAAGCAUCCCUGGAUCCGCCUGAAGACUGCACGCCUGAUACCCUCUUCGACAUUGCCUCGACCUCCAAGUCGCUGACUGCAGCGUCGGUUGCACUGCUUGUCGACGAUAAUGAGAAACACCCGCAGGUUCAAUACGAUGCUCUUAUGGCUGAUCUCCUACCAGGCGACUUCGUGAUGCCGGGAGACGGACAUGGGGAUGUCACUCUGGAGGAUAUCCUCUCGCAUCGAACUGGGAUGGCACCAAAUGAGUAUUCGCUUAUGGGACCACACGCAGCUCAGCCCGACGAUGCACAGUCCGUGACUAGGAGCCUCCGGCACCUGGUGACCAUAGCCCCCAAUAAAUCGGAGUAUCUCUACUGCAAUCUCAUGUAUACCGCCGCCUCGUACCUGGUCGAGCAGAAAAGUGGGCUCAGCUUCGCUGAUUUCCUGCAUGCAAACUUCUUCCAGCCACUACGUAUGCAAUCUACCUAUCUCCAGCCUUCCGCAGCCAGGUCGAACGGACUCUCUCACCUCCUGGCGACAGGCUACUUGUGGAACAAGAAAGCAAACAAAUACACGCCUAUGCCAUGCCAUGAUUCCCCCGAGUCACAAGGGGCGGGAAGGAUUAUUUCCAGCGCAAACGAUUACAUUCGCUGGGUUCGGGCGUUGAUGAACUGCAAUGACCCCGUUACGAAGAGCAUGUAUGAAGGGAUGAUCAAGAAACGUAUCUCGCAAUCGCCGCCUGGCGAGAGCGGAGAUGACGAAAACGAAAACGAGCAUGACCACAACAGGCCUUCGCAGGUCUUCGCUGGUGCUGGAGUCGAAAUACUUGAGUACAAUGGACAUGUCAUGGUGACCCACGACGGGCUCGAUCUCGGGUUUGGUGCAACGCAUUUUUUCCUGCCUGAACAGAAGUUCGGGGCAGUGAUAUUUGGGAAUUCAAAUAAUGCGUCUAAUGUUGCGAGGUUGAUCAAGUAUAAGCUUGCAGAUUGGGUGACGGCUGGGAGCGAGAAGCUGUACUCAAGCUUGCUUGAUGGAGUGUCUUCGAGCGAGAGUGACGAAGAUGAGGAAGAGGAGGAAGAUGAAGAUGACUUCACUGAUAUCGAAAAUGAGAUGAUUGAUGAGUUAUGUGCUGAUGGAGGCGUGAGGAGUGAUCAGACACUGGCCCUGUCAGCUUAUACAGGCGAGUACUGGCAUGACGGGUACAAGGGAAUCAAAGUCACGCAGAAACAGGGCCGGUUGUUCGUUGAUGCGAGAGAUCGAUCUGUGAGAUUCACUCUGGAGUUCAUGCAUAUCUGUGAUCAGAGGAAGUAUAUCGCUUACAUGGUCGAGAUGAGUGGGCAGGAUGUCCGGGAUCCUUUGAAAGCUGAGUUUGUGCUCGAGGGCGAGAAGGCGGUGCAGCUUGGUCUGACGCUGGAGGAUGCAUGGGAUGGGUAUAUCUGGUUCAAGAGGGUGGAUGUGGCGGAUGUAUAG